GCCAGACACCUCCGCUCCGGACUGGGUGGGCGUGUUCCUGGGCAUCCGCAGUCUCGAGUCGCUGGAAAUCGACUAGACUGCAAAUAUCUCGCCUGUUAUGGGCCGAUCGGUCGCGGCUGUACGCGCUAUGCGGGCGCACAUGGUCAGGAACGGACAAGGCUUGCGGAACGAAGGGAUUAGGGUUUAGCUGAGGCAUGAUGCUUGGUUUACAGGGGGAGAAAGCGCUGAGACGCAUCGGCGGGGAAGGGGGCCGCAUCGACACAUGCAUUUGAAGAUGCAAAUCGAUCACCGUGGCGGAACUAAACUGCGGCGAAUGAGACGGGUUCAUAGACAGUCGCGCAUGGGUCAUGAUCUAUGCUUGUGUCGACGAAUGCUAUCGGCUGAAAACGAAACCGGAACAGAAGUCGACGGAGGCCUUGCCGCUGAUGCUGAGAGCAGGGUGCAUGGAGAUAGAAGCGCGGGCCGCCCACAGUAUGUAAAUGAGGAUGGUGGCGAGAACGAAAUGAACAGCCACAGCUCCGCCGAGCAAGAGAGAACCGGGGAGGAAGACAGGGAAGAUAGGCUUACGGCCGAUGGCUACGGCAGCGAAUUCGAAUUCGAGUUCGAAGUUCAUCACAAUGAAGAGUACUCAUACACGGAGAGCGACUACGGAGAAACCGAUAGCGUGUUAAGCAUCCACGGCUGGAGUGACGACGAAGCGGGGAUAUAGCCUCGAAGCACAGAGACGCAUGACCAUGACCGACAAUAUGGAUUCGAGGGUGUGGAAUGACCAUUCGGAUCCGAUUGAUAGCGAGGAUGAGACGACGGAAUGAUUGCAGAGAUGUCGAGUUCAGAGCUGGGACUCAACCAACGAGUUGCUUCGUUGAAUUGAAUUGGUUGAAGUCUUGGCAGUCGAUUCAGUCAGUUAAUGACUGCCCACUUGAUUAAUCAACCAAUGCCUUCGUUUCUGUUUAGUUGACCGUACAAGGCUACAAGCUUGCCGUCAAUCUUGGCGAAUUGAAUUAAUUAAAUCAAUUUCGAGGGGCCAGAUUGAUGGAGUG
This is a messenger RNA of Mytilinidion resinicola, 1040 nucleotides long. RefSeq lists its product as uncharacterized. The transcript has a single exon. The record is from RefSeq and is a predicted model, not a curated record. Lineage: Eukaryota; Fungi; Ascomycota; Dothideomycetes; Mytilinidiales; Mytilinidiaceae. Bases 275 to 709 code for a protein of 144 amino acids.